Molecule: messenger RNA, 3985 nt
Organism: Astyanax mexicanus (Mexican tetra)
Lineage: Eukaryota; Metazoa; Chordata; Actinopteri; Characiformes; Acestrorhamphidae
Gene: col28a1a
Product: collagen, type XXVIII, alpha 1a
Exons: 35
Coding region: 167-3709 (1180 amino acids)
Molecular function (GO): serine-type endopeptidase inhibitor activity
Source: RefSeq, a predicted model, not a curated record
CUCCUCACCUCACUGCUGAAUGGCUGUUCAGUUACUCUCUCUCUCUCUGCUUCUGAGUGAACCCACUCUCUGGAUUAUCACUUAACUCGGAUGAACGAGUUAUUCAGGACAUAACUAACACACUUUAUUCUAGAUAAAGGGUUGCAGGUGUGUGUCAGAGCUCAGGAUGCAGUGUGGCUGGGUGCUCUGUGUCCUGUUAUUGGUUUUCUCUGGGAGGGGAAGAGGACAGAGCAGACGGAGAGGCAGACAGAAGGUUGAGAACCUGGUCGUCAAAAAUGAAGCAAAAACUCUGAUCUGCCCAGUGGAGGUGGCCUUCCUCGUGGACAGUUCUGAGACGGCUAUGGCACAGUUUGAGAAGCAGCGAGAGUUUGUGACACGUUUUGCUUUGCAACUGAUGCAGCUGGAUGUGGCCGGCUGGCGUCUGCGACUUCGUUUGGCCCUGAUGCAGUACAGCAGCACCGUCUCUGUGGAGCACAACUUCCGUGACUGGCAGGACGUGGAUGUCUUUCAGAGCAGGGUGGCUGCUAUGUCCUUCAUCGGGCAAGGCACCUACUCGGCAUAUGCCAUCUCCAACGCCACCCAGCUGUUCGCCAGGGAGACAGCAAGCAGCAGUGUGCGUAUUGUCCUGCUGUUUACAGACGGUGUAGACCACCCACGCAGCCCCAGUGCUUUGUCGGCGACAGCUGACUCCAAAAACCACAACAUCAGAGUGUUCGCCAUUGGGCUGUCCCCUCAGUCACGAGACGGCCAGAGGUUUGCCAGGCUGAGGUCCAUUGCCAGUGCCCCCGCGCAGCAACAUGUGUUCAACCUUGGGGACCCUGAGCUGGAUGAAAAACUCUUUACUGAGCUGAGAGCAGCUGCUAAUUUAGGGUGUCCCCAACCUAGAUCCUGUCUGUGUGACAAAGGAGAGAGGGGUCCAGCAGGAAACCAAGGAAAACCUGGCAAUCCAGGUCCUGUUGGACCUCCUGGGCCAAAAGGAUCCAAAGGGGAAUCUGGUUUGAAUGGACGACCGGGAAUGGAAGGUGUUGAGGGAAGACCAGGAGCUACAGGGGAAAAGGGCGAGAGAGGAGAAUGUGGCGUCAUGGGGAUGAAAGGAGAUCAAGGAGUAGAUGGACCACCAGGACCUCGUGGACCUCCAGGAGAGCAGGGUUCUGUUGGUAGCCCUGGUGACACUGGACCAGAGGGUCCAGCUGGACCUAAGGGUGACCGUGGACCGACUGGAGCUACUGGGCCACAAGGGGAUGUAGGAACUGGAUUUCCUGGCCCAAAGGGAGAUAAAGGGAAUCAGGGCAGACCCGGUCCAGUUGGCCUAGUUGGUGUCGGAGAGCCUGGACUACCUGGUCCACCAGGACCACCAGGAGUGCAGGGAAACCAAGGCUUUCCAGGUGAGGGGGUACCAGGACCCAAGGGGGACAGAGGUUAUGAAGGUCCAAAGGGUGUACCCGGACCCUCAGGGUUAGGCAUAAAGGGUGAAAAGGGAAACACUGGAGCUCCAGGUUUGCCAGGACCAGUGGGAUUUCCUGGAGCUGGGAUCCAGGGAGAAAAGGGUGACCAAGGACCAGUUGGCCCACAAGGCCCCAGAGGAACUCCUGGUGUGGGCGUUGUGGGACCAAAGGGGGACCAGGGCUUUCCUGGUGAACACGGACAACCAGGAGAAAGAGGAGUGGGAGAACCUGGCCCAAAAGGUGAGCCAGGACCAGAUGGCGCUCCUGGAAUUCCUGGUAUCCCAGGAGAAGAUGGAUCUGUAGGGCCAAAGGGUGAGAUGGGGUUACCUGGGGUAAAAGGUGCUCCUGGUGGACCAGGAAUAGGACUUCCAGGGGAAAAGGGUGAUAGGGGUGACCGUGGAGUUCGAGGUUUCCCUGGAUCUACUGGACCUGUAGGACCAUCAGGUGCUAAAGGAGAGCCCGGUAGUCUGGGUAUGACAGGGAUGCCUGGCCCUCCUGGUCGUGGAUUGCCUGGUUCAAAGGGUGAACUAGGUCCCAUUGGUCAACCAGGUCCAGUAGGAGAGCCUGGCAUUGGAAUUGCGGGGCCUAAGGGUAACAGAGGACCACCUGGGCCAACUGGGCCACAAGGGAUAAAGGGAGAGGGCUUCCCUGGGGUUCAGGGACCUCCAGGGUUGAGAGGACCACCAGGGGAAAUGGGCCCAGAAGGCAAAGGAAUACCAGGACCUAAGGGAGAGAGAGGAAUACCUGGGGUUUCUGGCCCUCCCGGAUCACCUGGAAUAGGUCUUUUUGGACCAAAGGGUGCGACUGGCCAGCAAGGCCCUCCAGGUCCAUCAGGUGCACCUGGAGAGGGCAUUCAAGGGCCAAAGGGGGAGCCAGGAUUUCAAGGAUCACCAGGCCCAAGAGGACCCCCGGGAGACGGCCUCCCUGGAGAGAAGGGUGACAGAGGUCUGUCGGGUGAACGUGGGAGAAAAGGAGACAGAGGGGAUUUUGGGCCAUCUGGACAAACAGGACCAGCGGGGGAACCUGGAGAGAAAGGGGACCCAGGUCUCUCAAGAGAAGAAGUGAUCAAAAUAAUCAGGGAAAUCUGUGGCUGCGGUCUGAAGUGCAGGGAGAGUCCCUUGGAGCUGGUGUUUGUGAUUGACAGCUCGGAGAGCGUGGGCCCAGAGAACUUCGAGGUUGUGAAAGACUUUGUAAACUCGCUGGUUGACCGUGUAUCUGUGAGCAGAGAGGUUACCCGGGUAGGGGUGGUGGUGUACAGCUACAUAGACAUGGUGGUGGUCGACCUGCUGCAGCUGUUUGACCAGGCCAGAGUAAAGGCCGCAGUGAGAAACAUGCCCUACCUGGGAGAGGGCACGUUCACGGGCAGUGCCAUCCGCCGUGCCACAGGCCUCUUCCAGGCCUCCCGUCCAGGGGUCAAGAGGGUUGCUGUGGUUUUGACAGAUGGACUGGCAGACAGACGAGAUAGAGUGCCGCUGGGCGAAGCUGUAGAAGAGGCGCACGCUGCCGACAUAGAGAUAUUCGUUAUUGGAGUGAUGAAUCGUGGUGACCCACGGUACCAGCAGUUUGAGAACGAGAUGAACUACAUGGCGUCAUAUCCAAAUGAGGAGCACGUCCACCUGAUCAAUGACUUUAUCAGCCUGUCCACCUUGGAAAGUAAGUUACUAAGUCAUAUCUGUGAACAUGGUGAUGGAGGGUUAUUUGGUCCAGAUCGGAAUGGUCUAUUCCCACUUAGCCCUGAGCCCACACUAGAGAGUCCAGAGACAUCUACUUAUGAUAAUAACUUCCACACAGCUGGCACAGAGCCUGAAUUCCCACUGAAGCCCAAGACUCCCUCUCCUCCUCGGGGAGACGAUGGCAGUGCUGAUAAUGAAAUUGAAAAUGGCAGAAGUUUGGUGUUUUUUGAGGGGCCAGCAAGCGAGCUCCAUGAGCUCGCAGCAGCAUCAUCAAGGAGCAGAGCCAAUCUACAGUCACCUGCCGUUUCUGUGAUGGGUCCGAGUGAACAUACCCCCAGUAACUGGAUGCAUGACCUGGAGAGAAGCUCCCCUCCACAGCUUCCACCACCCCCCCGACAGCCAGACAGCUUUAUACCAGGCGCAAACUGUAGGCAGCGAUUAGACCCUGGGCCAUGCAGGAACUACGAGAUAUACUGGUACUACGACCCAGAAGCCAAUGCCUGCGCCCAGUUCUGGUAUGGUGGUUGCCAGGGCAACAGCAACCGCUUCGAAUCACAUGACAGCUGCAAGAAGACUUGUGUACGAACAUAACCGAACAUUCGCCACGCUCCAGGUGUCUCGUUCUUUACGAGUCAUCAUUUUCAGUGCAGCAGUUUUUGUGGAUACUUUUAGGUUAUAUUGACUUGAAUGCACUGUACACAUAUGUGAACUAUUUAAUUUCUUUUUUCUCGUCUGAGAGGGAAAUAACAAGGCCAGCAUUAGCCACCAGGUUAAAAAUAUGGUUUAAAUGACUAACAAGGCUUAGACUUCACAUUUCUAGAAGUUUGCUUCUUACACUUUUUAUAAAAAUAAAAUCUUUCAUUUUUA